Trypanosoma cruzi is the source of this 605-nucleotide messenger RNA. RefSeq names its product inosine-5'-monophosphate dehydrogenase, putative. The record is from RefSeq and is a predicted model, not a curated record. Gene Ontology annotation, biological process: GTP biosynthetic process. The transcript has a single exon. Gene Ontology annotation, cellular component: cytoplasm. The annotation marks the transcript as partial. Lineage: Eukaryota; Euglenozoa; Kinetoplastea; Trypanosomatida; Trypanosomatidae. Gene Ontology annotation, molecular function: IMP dehydrogenase activity.
AUGGCGAAUGUUGACCUCCGCACAAAAACGAUACGGGACGGCGUCACGGCCGAGGACUUGUUUCAGAGCGACGGCCUCACGUACAGCGACUUCAUUAUUCUUCCGGGAUUUAUUGACUUUGGCGCAUCAGAUGUGCAGGUUUCGGGGCAAUUCACGAAAAAGAUCCGGUUGCAUAUUCCCAUCGUCUCUUCCCCGAUGGACACCGUGACGGAGAGUGAGAUGGCACGCACGAUGGCGUUGAUGGGGGGCAUCGGUGUGCUCCAUAACAACUGCACCGUCCAACACCAGGUGCAGAUGGUGCGGAGUGUCAAGAUGUUUCGUAACGGCUUCAUUAUGAAACCCAAGUCGGUGGGCCCGGAAACGCCCAUCUCCGUCAUUCAUGAGAUAAACGCCGAAAAAGGAAUCAGCGGUAUCUUGGUGACGGAGAAUGGCCGACACGACGGCAAACUGCUCGGCAUUGUCUGCUCAAAGGACAUUGAUUUUGUGAAGGAUGUGUCAUUGCCGGUGUCGCAAUUUAUGACAAAACGCGAAAGCAUGACAGUGGAGCGGUACCCUAUUCGACUAGAAGAGGCGAUGGAUGUGUUGAACCGCAGCCGACACGGGUA